Molecule: messenger RNA, 3189 nt
Organism: Colletotrichum spaethianum
Lineage: Eukaryota; Fungi; Ascomycota; Sordariomycetes; Glomerellales; Glomerellaceae
Exons: 1
Coding region: 1-3189 (1062 amino acids)
Molecular function (GO): protein binding
Source: RefSeq, a predicted model, not a curated record
AUGUCCUCUCCCGCCCCUGUCCCGUCGAAGGCAGCGAUCCAUGCACUUCGAGGUCUUCUCUUCGGAACAUCAUGCUCUCUUGUGCUACUAGCCGAGGAACGCCGCCAGCGCAUAAAGCUUGCUCGAUCCGCGGUUGAAAAUGGCAGGAGAUUGAAGUCUCUCAAACGAUACAGCUCCAGCGGGGUCGCUGCCCUCGAGGCCCUUCAGGAAGAAGUCGCCAACGAUCCUAACUUCAUCGGCUGGUCAGCCCGACCGCGAAAUCACUUUUCUUCCUACGAACAUGGCAAGCUGUCAUUUGAUAGCUCGUACUUAGAUCACCAUGUCAACGAUGUCGGUCCUGAUGCACGACGGCCAACGAGAGCAGCGAACGAGCGGAUCGCCCUACGAACAUCCUCAGAACAACCAGCAGCACCAGAUCAACGCGGACGAUCCGCUUUCGAUGCCGCGAAGAGAUGCAGCAAUGAUCCUUCGUGGUCCAGGUUUCCGUCCUCGGCUUCCGCGACACAGGCCGUGCCCAACAACCAGGGUAUUCAAAGGUCGAUAGAGAGUCGCACGAACACGCGACUCAUGGAAAAGACCGUCAUCGCCGCGGUGGUGGAGCGCGUAGUAAGGGAGCACCCUCAUGAUAGAGGACUUGCAAGGCUUCAAGACUCUUUACUCAACCCGACACAACAGCAACAACGCGAUCUUCACGCCCCAAUCACUUCUCUGAACCUUGUCCGCAGAGCGUACAAAUCUGUCGACAAGUCGCAAGAGCUACCCGGUUGGGUGUCAGACUUGUCCUCGCUGCUAUCAGCCGCCUGCCAGCAGGAGGGCAAUUUUGAAUUUGCUGGACAGAUAAUGGAGCUCGCGGUCAAUCAUGGGGUCAUCAAAGAAGGCAGCAUCCUGGCUCAGCGUCUCCUUGAGGUUGUUGAAUCAUUGGUAGCUCAGGAGAAUUUGCAAGGACUCGCUGGCAAACAGCUCUCAGAUCGGUUAUAUCUCGCAGCAAGACUGUACAUGGGUAAUGUCGAACUUUUGCCACCAGAGCAGUCGACGCUACGGUUUGACUAUGUCCGAGUCGGCAAAGAGCUUAUCGGCCGUGCUCUGGAGGCAAAAUGUUCGGUCGACGUUAUCCAACUCAUUCGACAAGUCUCCGCUCGAAACCAGGACAAGCUUGGAACUACGGUCUGGUUCAUGCUGCAACUCGCGGGACAUGGCCAACAUAUUCUGGCCAUCGAUGCGUUCCUUGAGAUAUUUGCAAAACUCGACCAUACCUCUGCGUAUUCCAAGCGAAUAUGCGCCGACAUUGUUGAGUCGAUCAUCGCUUCUCGAGGUUACCAGUGUCGCGAGGUUCUCCAGAGAAUCAACCAGCUCAGGGACCGAGACGGCUGGGAUAUGCCAAGGUUGUGGCUGAGAGAUCUACUGUGGGUUUACUGGAAUUCAACCUGCAACUUUGCGGACACUCUUCAAAUCUUCAAUGACGCGCGGGAAACCGAUUUUUACGGAAUCCAAAAUACAUACGAUGUCCAAUCCAGGAUGGUGCGGAUCUGCAUCGAAGCCAACCAAACCGAAAGGGCACGGCUGCAAUUGGACACACUCAUUGCGAAGUAUCCAAGGGCCCGACAAGACGUUGAAAUCCUCGGCGAGUUCGUUUUGCAGAAGGCCGACAACGGGGACUGGGCCGGAGUCCGCGCCGAUUUCGAGACCAUGAAGCCGAUGCAGUCUGUUUCCAAGCAUAACCGAGAGCACUUCAAGCGUGUUUUCGUAGCAACACUGGAAACGUACGCAAAGACUCACACGUGGGGCGAGGUGGAAACGUUUCUCGAGACAUACAUCCCAGAGCUCGGUUUGAGCCUUGAUCGCCAUCUGGUUACAUUCAUCGCAGACAGACACGCAAAGUGCCGUGAUGUACAGGCGCUCAAGCGAUGGCUGACCUUCUGCAAGGAUGCCGGGUACACAACAGACGGCAGUUUCUGGACCUCCAUGUUGACCAGUUGCAAGCGAGACUGGAAAUAUGACAGCCAGCAGAUACUGGAUCUCUAUCGUGCUAUGAAGGGCGCCAGCUUCGAUGCUGCCUUCCCCGACAUUGAGCAGUGCGUGAAGAACCUCACAUUGACCAACACGGUCGAGCGGUCAAAACGAGUCCGAGUGACGGCUUAUAUGGUCAGCCCUGCCAACGAGGCAUCGGCUUUUGAGCGCAUGAAGGUCGAAGCCCAGCUCGGCAACUGGAGGCGCGUGCUAGCCGUCUAUAAGCGCGCUGUGCACAACGGCAUGGGGCAUACGAGUCGGUGUCUUAAACUAGCCGUCAGAGCGACGGUCCAUUUCGAAGGCUCCAGGAGUAGGCAAGCCAUGUCGCUGCUAAGCAAGGCACAGGCCGAAGGCUGCGACGUCAGCGAAGCCAUGUGCCCGAUCGUCUUCACACAACUUGAGGAGAUCGAAAAGGCCCAUAAAGUAACUGCCGCGGGCCGCGAGGACGGCAGAGGCCGGCCCUUUCCCUACAUCAAGGCUAUCUUCGACGACCUGCGAGGCAGGCAGCUGCAAAUCGACGACGGCCUGUUCAACCGCGCGGCCCGGGUCUGCCAGGCCCUGCGCAAUUACCGGGAGAUGGUCACCUUCUGCAUCAUUGCCGCCGAGGUCAACGGCCACAACGACCUCUGCUACAGCGUCUACAACUUUGCCAACCUACUGACCGCUUACGUCCUCCGCCACGAGUACGACAAGGUGCGCUGGCUGCUCACCGAGCUCAAGGACCGCGAGUACCGCACCUCGAGGGAGUGUCGGCGCGCCCUGCACUGGGCGCUCAACUACCUUAAGCAGAGCUCGAGGGCCACCAAGUCGGAGGAGCUCAGGAAGUCGGACCUGGAGAUCAUGGCCCUUGUCCACGAGGCCCGCACGGCCGUCGGCGACGAGAACCGUGACCAGAAGACGGAGGCGCGUGAGGUGCUCCUCAACGCCAUCUCUCGGGGCGGCGUCAAGCCCAACCGCGCGGGCAAGGCCGCGAGUCUCGCGCCGGCUCCCAAGGUAGAGGAACAGGCGUGGGACGCGACGAGCGAGGGAGAAGAGGACGACGUGCCUCCUUCGCCCCCAGUUAAAAUUGUCAGGCGCUCGGGAGUACAUGUGGGGAAGAACACCAAGGAGACCGACACGGCACUGAGAGGGUCCCAGCCGGCCAAAGGAGCAUGGUCAUGGAGCUCGACCACUGUUAGAUAA